GUUUGGGAGAUGGGAGGAUCAUUGGAGGGGAUGGAAGUGGAAGCUUUGUGGGGGGAUUGAAUCUUCGAACGACCCAAUCUCCUUUGGAGCUGCGGUCGUGCCGCUGCAUGCUGCGUUCGUGCCUUCACCCGGUUCCGCUUCAUGGCUCAGUGGACGCAAAUGGAAAAGAUGCUUGUGCCAAGCUGAUGUGGCCCCAUCAAAAAGAUGGCUGUGGCGGCAGUGAUGGCGCGCCGACAGGAGGCAGAAACACCGAAGGUGGUUUCGCUGACGGUGGCCACUCCCAGUAGCCCCAGCCGCCCGAGCUCCGCGUUCUCCACUCGGAGCUUCAGGGCAUCUGACCAGGGAGCCAAGGUUCAGUCGUUCGUUGGGGAUGACGACUGGCGGGAGAAGCAAGUCUCCAAGGCGGUCUCGGUCUAUUCCAGCAAACGAGAAGUUGCAGAUGAUGAGUUUCAGGAGAUUCUGCAAGAGCAAGGAGUCGCUGAUAUCAAGACCGAAGAGGAGGAAGUUACGCCCAGAGUCCAGUUAGUGGAGACGACGGAGUUUGAGUCGGGCAUCGGCGUGAUGAUCGCCAUCAAUGCGGUGCUGAUGGGCUUUGAAGUUGACUUGGCCAAGACAGGGGACAUUGGAUGGAUCAUUGUGGAGAACUUCUUCUGCAUCUUGUGGAUCACUGAGAUGCUGCUGAAGUUGCGGGCUUUGAGGUUAGAGUACUUUUGGAGCCCUUUCAAUCUCUUGGACUUCGCCUUGGUCCUGCUGGCCAUCGCCGAAGCGUGGAUCAUCCCCUUUCUGCUCCCCUCCACCGGCGGACCCAGCGGCCUGGGCGUCAUCCGCAUCGUGAGGAUCAUGCGGAUGCUGCGGCUGCUUCGGCUCAUCCGUUUGAUGAAACUUUUCAAGAAUUUGUGGCUCAUCAUCGUGGGCUUCAGGGAAUCAUUGAGCACACUUUUUUGGGUGAUAAUGCUGCUUACAGUGGUGAUCUAUGUGUUUGCGAUCUUCCUUCGAUACACCUUGAAUUGCCUCUCCAGCCAGUUCGAAGACUGGAAUGAGUGUGAAGAAUAUUUUGGAAGCAUGCCUGCAGCGAUGUACACGAUGUUUCAAGUCAUCACGCUGGAGUCUUGGAGUCAGGUCUUUGCCCGCCCAAUUGUCCGGAAACAGCCGGCCUUUUUAAUUUUCUUCCUGCUCUUCCUUUUUCUGACCACCUUUGGCAUCCUCAACAUCAUUGUAGGUGUCAUUGUGGAGAACACCCUCAAUGCGGCCAAGCAGAAUCAAGAGUUGCAGGAGCGGCGGAUGCAACGGCAACUGCGCCAGGAGCUUGAAAGCAUCCGGAGGCUUUUUGAGGAGGCGGAUGCGGAUGGCAGUGGAACAUUGGAGAAGACCGAGUUCAUCGAUAUUUUGAACGACCCCGUAGUGCAGGCGACACUCACGCGCAUGGAGAUACCCAUCGACGAUCCAGGGGCGCUGUUUGAAAUCCUAGACCCACAGGGGAACGACUCGCUGAGCUUCCCCACCUUUGCACAAGGUGUUUUGAGAGUGAAGGGGCCUCCCACGCAAUUGGAUAUGAAGACCAUGCAGCUGGGCGUCACCUCCAUUUCAAAACGGGUGACCAAAGUGGAGCAAGCAGUUGACCUACAUACAGCUCUCCUGAAGAGGAACAUGUCGAUGCUCGCCGAGGUCAUGCAGAAGUUGGGCUGCGCGCGCGAGCCGGGCGAAGCGGGCGCCGGGUCCGCCCCGCCCGCCGCUGGCCCUGGUGCGGUCCCCGCGGCCGCGCCGCAAUCCAUCCUCCGGGCGUCGACGACGGAGGUCCAGGAGUCCAUGGAUGUUGAGAGCAUGGGCGACGAGAAUGACGAUCAGUCGGGCGUGGAAAAGAGCUUUUCCGGUGAGAGUCUUGAAGUUCUGCGAGACAGCGCCAUCGGCUUUCGCAAGUCUUCGCCGAUGGCAUCAGCGCCAAGGAUAGUGCCAAGGCUAGUGGUGCAGAAGGCACCGGACCUACCAGGGUCUCCAGAUCGGUGAGCGCACCCAGUGGCCCACGUCUCCGGGCUUUCGGCGCCUCAGAAUUGGCUUUGUUAGCUUUGGGCCCUUUGGGAGAAGCCUUCCCCACCUCUGGUUCCUGUAAGGGGUCGCUGGGACAGGAUGUUCCCGGCCACCUUUCUUGCAAUUUUGAGAGAUCCUCAAAUAGAUUUUCGUUGCUCCAAAGGAGCAGGAACUUCGUCCAGGCUUCCAUGAAGCUAGGACCAUCCGUCCAAGCAUCCGCGCCUCCGUGGUCUUCAUGCUUGUGACCAUUGCCCAUGACUUGAAGUGUUGUGAGCGGGCUGGUGUGAUGUGGUUGCAAUUGCUGGAGUUGUUCGCUGGAUUUCUCGUUGAAGAGGCAGCUUCUUGAAGAGAGGCCGUCGUUUCACGUUGAAAAGAGUAGCUUGGGGUGAGGUUCAUCCUCAAGCUGGCACCGAACCUGUACAGACGUGCGCAGAAAAAGCACGCGGUCGGCAGCCUGUACAGACUGGUCCGCCCUGAAGGUCCGUCCUUAUGGCCUUGUGGUUCCUCAUUUCCCACUUGGCUUUAUCCCC
Durusdinium trenchii is the source of this 2555-nucleotide messenger RNA. Lineage: Eukaryota; Dinophyceae; Suessiales; Symbiodiniaceae. The record is from the annotation of a GenBank genome assembly.